CCUCGCUCACACCCUUACCUUUACUCUUGCCUUCAUUCUCAUGCUCACCCCCUCAUCUCAUCCACACGAGUUCGCCGUCAGUCUGCCCGGGGAACCCCAAAACAAGCCCCCCGUGAACCACCGUCUUCGCCCCCUCCAUCAUCACCAUGGACGCCUUCCUCAAGUCUCGGGAAACCCGACCUCAGCUGCUCCAGAGCCUCCUGGCGGCCCUCCCGCCGCUGGACCCUUCCCUCGAGGAGUUCCGCGAUGUCGCGACCCUCCCCGACGGCUACAAGAUCGACCUGCAAAUCGUCCGACCGCGCGGCGUCAACGAGGCCAACGGCGGCCGGCCCCUGAUCCUGCUGUGGCCCGGCGGGGGGUUCAUCGUCGCGGGCGUCGAGCCCACGACGCGGCCGGCGCGCGAGUUCGCGUUCGAGUUCGGCGCCGUCGUCGUCAACGCCACCUACCGCCUGGCGCCCGAGAACAAGUUCCCGCAGUCCGUGAGGGACGGGUACGAGACGGCCGUUUGGCUUUCGCGGAACGCAGGCCGGUUCGGCGCGGAUAUCGGCAAGGGCUGGGUUGUCGGCGGGUUCUCCGCCGGGGCCAACAUCGCCUCGGUCGUCAGCCAGCGAUCCGGGGUGGAGGGCCUGGGGAUCACGGGCACCCUCCUGGGCAUCCCGUUCCUACUCGUCAAGGAGAUCGUGCCCAAGAAGUACGCGGCGGAAUGGGUCUCCCGUGAGGAGAACGCCACGUGGAGCCCGACGUUCACCAGCGCGGGCAUCGAAGACGUGCAGAGGGGCCUUGAGCCGGAUAUUCGGUCGCCGUGGUUCUCGCCGUUCAACGACGUCGAGGCGAUAGCCAAGUCCCCGAGGACCUACAUCCAGGUCGGAGACCGUGACCCGCUGAGAGACGAUGGGCUCCUGUACGCAAAGGUUUUGAAGGACAACGGGGUCGAGGCGAGGGUCGACAACUACCUGGACUGGGGACACCAGGGAUGGAGCAUCUUCGCGCCAGCCGAUGCACCGGCGGAAUUGGGACCCAACACGAUGAAGGGGAUGCGAUGGCUUCUUGGAAAGGAGUAGAUCUCGAAGGAGGUUGGGAAAAAGCCCAAUAUCACACAUCAUGAGUUAGAACUCCUACAAGCGACUCUGGGAUUAAUUACGAAUGGCAUAGAGAUGUAGCAAUCAUCCGUUUCAUUCAAUGAAGUGAUGCAGUACU
This is a messenger RNA of Colletotrichum destructivum, 1197 nucleotides long. Its product is annotated as Putative alpha/beta hydrolase-3. Lineage: Eukaryota; Fungi; Ascomycota; Sordariomycetes; Glomerellales; Glomerellaceae. The coding region runs from base 147 to 1061 and encodes 304 amino acids. Gene Ontology annotation, molecular function: hydrolase activity. The record is from RefSeq and is a predicted model, not a curated record. The transcript has a single exon.